GACUCCUUGAAUGAAAUGCUACGAAAUUAACAUAUUGUUUUUCCUUUGGUGUAUCUACCCCGUUUUUAAGAAUAGUUUGGCCGUCACUGCUUGCAACUAAUACAACAAUGGAGAAAUUACUUGGGUACACAAACUCGCGCGCAUCGUCCAAAGAGAAGUACAAAGCAUCACAACAUCGAAGAUGAGUAACGGCAUAACAACGACAACAAUCACACUGCCGCUGGAACAAUUCUGAUGACAGUCGAACACAAAGGAGCCUGAUUGACGCACCUAAACGAAACGCCAGCGAGUGAUAAAAUCACAAAAAGGAAUUUUUUUUCCCCAGAGAGAAAGGAGGAAAACAGCUUCAUUGAAAUCGGUAAAUCGGAAAUAAAAUGAAUGCAAAUAAUAACAUAAAACAAGUCAAAAUAGAUGAUUUUUUUCUUUAUUUUUUUAAAUAAAAUUUAAAUCGCACUAAAAUAAAGAUCGCGGUACGAAGAAUUUCAAGUGAAAAGUGAAGAAACAGAAGAACCAAGCAAUCAACCCGGAAACGGAUAAUUCAAAUCUAACCAAGGCAUUCAGUAGAUAAAAAUAUUGUGCACGUUAGACAAAUAAAGAAAAGAAAAACAAAAAAAAAAAACGAAAAGAAAAUCAAUUGAAAAAUAUUUCUAAAGAGUGCAAAACCAAUAAAGAGAUGAAAUAAAAAAGAAAAUAAGAAUAAAUAUAUAAAGAAGAAAAUUGUUGCUUACCAGUGAGACACAAAGUCAAUAAAAAGAGAAAACAUUAGAAAUAUAUGAAAAGUAAAAAAAAUUGAAGAUCUACGACGUUAAAGACAACAGCAGCAGCAACAGCAGCAGCAGGGACGCACGUAAGAACAAGCCUGCGUCCACAAGUACAUAUAUACCAUGAUAAAUAAAAUAAGUGUUGUGUUAUUAUUGUGAGCUAUAAAAAGGAUAGCACAAUAAGCUCACACAUACAUACCGAAAUAACAAACAAACAAACAAACGUGUAAACAUAAAGAAAAACCAUUAACUAAAAGUAAAUUACAAACAAACUUUCAAACAUUAAUAUUUACAUAAAAGUGUAACAACCAUAUAAGCGUGUAUUCACACGUGCAUACAUCUAUAGACGUUCUAAUAGAAAAAUACGACGAGUGAAUGCAAAGUACAGAUAACAGCACCUCACAUAUAUGCACAAAAAGAUCUCUUAUGAAAGAAAACUAAUUUAAAUUACCCAGUGAUAGAGAAGAAAAAAAAUACUAGUAGAAGAAUCGAGUGAGAACCAAAGAAAAUAAGUUAGAUUUUUUGUACGGUGCAUACGCACGCACAUAAGCUUAAAUUAUAUAUCGCAACGAUAGCGACAGCAACCCACUCAUUCUUUUGGGAAAUAAAUAGUAAACAGCAAGCACAACAACAACAGAAAUAAAAAAGACAAACCACAACCGCAGCUGAAAACGAUUUAGGAUAGGAAAAUAGAAAGAGAUAACUUAGUAAAUACAUUGAAGGAAAUCUUCCAAAGACAAUUUUCUUAAAUAAUACAGUAAAAAUCCCAGUCUAUAUAAAAUAAAAGAGGAACAGAGAAAAUUGUUAAAUCAAUUGUAUAAUAUUUGCCAUCAACACUUUAAGCGAACAAAAUGCACUUAAAAAUUCUAGAAAAACGAAAAAACAGCACCACAUCAGUCAAAAUGAAGAAGACAAGAAACAAAUUAAAUCUUAUAGCUUCUGCUAUAGCAACAAGAAUCAUAGAUCACAAUUGGGCACAACAGCAAUCGACGCAAACGAAAUGCAAAAAUCUUUCAUCAUCAACCCUAGUAUCAGGAAUCUUAAUAGAGAGCAUAACAGAAUACUAUCGUUCUCGAAGCACUUAAAGUUUAUAUUAAUUAACUUUUCAACUUUUAAUCACUCUACUACUAUAAUAAUAAUAAUAAUUAUAAAAAAUUUUAAAAGAUUCACUUCUAAUAAGAAGGGCUUAAUCAGAUUAGAAAGGCUUAAAACGAAAGUAAAAAACAAAGUCAAAAGCCGUCAGAAGUGCAUAAGCAUUCAAAGUGGCGAAGAUACAAGUCCACAAUCAACAUUGCUUGAUAGAAAUAUAGUUAAAUUCACAGAAUUAUUGAAGCUACAAGCACAAGGAAUUUGCAUUAUAAGACUGAUAACAUUAAAAAGAUUACAACAACAAAUUCCUGAACAUAAGCAUCACCAAAAACAACAUCACUUUGCGUCAACAGCAUCCACACAAGAAUUUAAUGAAAGUCUGCCAUUGCAACAGUACCAACCAUGGCAACGAUGGUGGCGUCGUCGUAAUCAUCUUGAGAGUAACGAUAGAAUAUUGCCAAACAACCAGAGACAACAGAAAAUAAAUUACUGCAAGAUAAGCAUAACAAAUUCCUUUAAACAGCGACAGCAAUGCAAACAUAGCCUUACUCAUUAUCCAGCAAUAGGUAAUCAGAAGCCGACAAUUCUUGCGAAAUGGCAGAUGCUGAAGUGGCAUAAUUUCCUUUGUAGAUGGCAUUGGCAGCUAUAUGUACUUCCGUCACGACGGUCAAGACAAAAUUUCGCAUACAACAGUGAAAACCAUACAUUGCGCUUGGUUAAUGCUCGCAACUAUAAAAGCGGUCACAGCAAAUCAUCUUUAUAUCCGUUAAAAGCAACACUUGAAAAAACCCGCACCUCUCCCACAAAUCUCACAACCGUUGUAGUCGUUCAAACCGUAUCCGUGGAACAGACAGAAUUUAAGUCUCAGUCUAGAAAACAGUUUCAGUCGCACUCGUUUAAUACUCAACCAGAGAAAAGUAAAUAUCAUAAUAUUAACAACGAUACGUUACAGGAUAAGGAGGACCGCCACCAAGCAUUAUCACUGUUGUCGUCAUCGUCGCCGUCGUCAUUGUCGUCACCCGCGACAACAGCAGUCUCAUUAUUAUCCUUGGCAUAUUAUUGUUGUAGCGCUCUCUGGCAGCGGCUACGACAUUCAUUGCCUUCGCUAUCAUCAUUGCCACGCACUUUCAUACUGUUGAUGUUGCUGUCGUCGCUGUGGCAUGGCAUCGAAUGUUUUCAUGGCACCGUAAAAUUAAGCACAAAUACGGUAAAAACCAAAUAUGGUUUGGUGCGUGGUAUCGUCGUACGUUCGUCUCCAUUAGUUGAGGCUUACCUUGGAGUGCCCUAUGCAUCACCGCCCGUCGGAAGUUUAAGGUUUAUGCCGCCCAUAACCCCAUCCACAUGGAAAACUGUUCGCAAUGCAGAUCGCUUUUCCGCUGUUUGUCCCCAAACCGUUCCCAUACCACCAAAUGGACCAGAGGCUCUACUAGAAGUGCCGAGAGCACGCUUAGCACAAUUACGGCGUUUACUACCACUGCUUAGUAAUCAAUCAGAAGAUUGCUUAUAUCUAAAUAUUUAUGUACCAUACGAAAAUCGGAGACGCCGACGUUUCACUGUCAGCAACUCUGAAGCGGAUGAUUCACAAAAACUAGCGACGAUUUUAUUUAUACAUGGUGAAUCUUACGAAUGGAAUUCUGGUAAUCCAUAUGAUGGCUCUGAGUUAGCAGCUCAUGGUAAUGUGGUAGUGGUUACCAUAAAUUUUCGUUUGGGAAUUUUCGGUUUUCUCAAAACCGGUGGAAAAGAAAGUGCUCAAGGCAACUUCGGUCUAAUGGAUUUAGUAGCCGGUCUUCAUUGGCUGAAAGAGAAUUUGCCUGCUUUUGGCGGAGAUCCUCAGAGCAUUACUUUAUUGGGUCAUGGGACAGGUGCUGCUUUGGCUAAUAUAUUGGUUGUGUCUCCGGUUGCGAGUGAUCUCGUUCAACGUUCUGUUUUAGUUAGUGGUUCUGCUUUAUCGACCUGGGCAAUACAGAAGAAUCCUUUGUUUGUUAAACGCCGAGUAGCCGAGCAAACUGGCUGCCAUGGUGAUAUGUUAUAUGAUGACUUAGCGCCUUGUUUACGGACAAAAUCGGUAGCGCAACUCUUAUCAGUUAAAAUUGAUUAUCCCAGAUUUUUAGUUGGUUUCGCACCCUUCGUCGAUGGUACGGUCAUAUCACCCAGUACCGAUUCAAUUGACAAACUAAUACUGCCAUUAGGUUCAGCUAUAGUUAGUACAUCGGGAAUUGAAUAUGCAAACUUUCCAAAACGUAACCUCAUCUUUUGUCUUACAUCGGUUGAAUCACAUUUGGAUUUGAAUGCUCAAGAUUUGGAAUUCGGCUUCAAUGAAACGCGGCGUGAUCGUAUAUUACGAACCUUUGUACGUAACAAUUUUCACUACCACUUAAAUGAAAUAUUUGCUGUACUCAAGAACGAAUACACAGAUUGGGAAAAAGCAAUUCGUAGCCCAUUAAGUUCACGUGAUGCUACUUUAGCAUUUCUUAGUGACGGCCAUACGGCAUCCUCUUUGAUUAAAUUGGGUUAUAUGCAUAAUUUAAGAGGAGGGAAAAGUUACUUCCUGCACUUUAAACAUCGAACUGUAGAAGAAGAAUACCCACAACGAACUGGUUCGGUACGUGGUGAAGAUAUACCAUUUUGGUUAGGACUCCCAAUAUCACCGUUAUUCCCACAUAACUACACUACUCAGGAAAAACAAAUUAGCCAUCUAAUGUUGCGUUAUCUAGCGAAUUUCGCCAGAACUGGCAAUCCAAAUCAAUCCUCUUUGAACGCACCUUUGCCUACAUCCCCUUCUGCCUGGAUUGCUUUGGCCAUUCCACCUACACCCCCGGUUGAUUUUGAAAAUCAUCAAAAAAUUAAACGAUCAUCGACUCAAAAAACUACAUCGAAUAUUAACAAUAUCAUGAAUAAAAUUCAAAAUAUAACCUCUUUGAAUGUAAUAAUAAAAAGUAGUAUCAGCGGUGAUACUGCUGCCGCCGCCGCUAAGGAGGCUCUUAAUUUGGCUGUGCUCUAUAAUCAACGUCGUACAAAACGCACCUAUUACCAGCGUCAUUCACGUAGCAAUAACAACGAUUCACAAGAUGAAGAGAUUAGCAGUGACACAAGAUACUCCAUCCUAACGAAUGCCAAAGGAAAUGAUUAUGAACGUGGGAUACCAUUUUGGGAUGCCUACGACGUCAUUAAUCAAUUGUACAUGGAACUAGGUAGUAAAGCGGAAAUACAAAGCCAUUACAGAGGACAUAAACUAUCGAUGUGGCUAAAUUUAAUACCCCAACUACAUCGUCAUACCAAUAUCAACGAUCUGUCCAUGAGACAUCAUCAAUUUCAGGACGAUAUAAAUAAUUUGAAUCUGUACGAAGGUAUAGUGAGGCCACAACUGCAAGUAAAGCCGGCAGAUGACGACGCUGACACGUUGUUAAUAUCUACGAUGAAGCCAACAUUAUCGCCUAAAAUUGCUAAAGAAAUAAAUAACACACAAAAAACUCUAACAGGCUCAACAGAAUGUGGUAUAGAUGGAGCUUUGUUUGUAGCCGAAUUGACUACCCAAUUACCGAAUUACAAUCGUUCAUCAGUAGUAGAAACGAAAGAGAAAGAUUUAGCUACUGCCUCCACUGGACUCAUUGGUAAUUUGGAAGUGUUACGACGUUUAAGCAGUAAACAAUUUCAAAGCUAUACUACCGCGUUAAUAGCAACAGUUGCUGUUGGUUGUUUUCUACUAGUUCUCAAUAUUUUAAUAUUUGCCGGCAUUUAUCAUCAACGUGAAAAGCGAGCCAGAGAUGCUAAAACUAAAGAAGAACUCCAAGAUAAGGACACGAGCAAAAAUUCAAGUAUGUUGAAAUUAAACACUAUCGGCAGUGAGAGUAGUUCCUUUAACGGUAGUGUUGCUGGUUUAAGCGGUAAAACUUCUAUUGUCUUCGGUGAAUAUAGUUGUUACGAUGAGAAAUCUUUACAAAAUAAGGAUGAAAAGCUCAUGGUAGAACUAUCGCCACCUCAAAUAGUGGAUGCUAAUGCGUCAUCUUGGGGUGCAUGUUCCUCCAGCACUUUGGAUUUGUUAAAAACUAAACAUUACUCGUCUAUAGAUACGGUCAAUGGAGGAGGUUUCAGCCUCACAAAUUUAGGUUCGAUGAGCGGCAGCUUGCAAAACGAUCAAAGUCUAUUUGGUAUUAAUAGUGGCAUGGAAAUGGUCACUUAUAAAACAUUGCCCCCUUUGGGUGGCUUAUUACUAGAUAACGCUGCAACGUCAACAUCAGCCGCUUUAAAAAGCAAGCAAAGUUUACAUGUAGACUCGACCGGCCAAAUAAAUCAAUACGAGUUUGCUUCAGUGCAAUCCUCAGAUCAAAUGUCUUUUAGAGAUAUAGAGAAUGCAGUUAAAGCAUCAACUUCCGGAACCGAUGUAACACAAGACGACGACAUUCCUGAACCCCCACCACCACCAAAAUCCUUUCAAAAUUCUACAGGUUCAACGGUUAGCUCGAUAGCCGGUGGCAUACUAAGACAGGCUGGCACUGCAUCAUCUAACGUCUCGGCGGGCGGUAAUAAAAAACGUGUACAUAUUCAAGAAAUUUCAGUUUAACAAAAGUGGGUUCGUUUUUCUUAUAAUUAAUCUUAUUAAAAAAAAAACUCGCAUUUUCUCACAUUUCUUUUUCUGGCCAUAAGGUAUAA
Messenger RNA from Glossina fuscipes, 6500 nucleotides. RefSeq lists its product as uncharacterized. The transcript has 13 exons. Gene Ontology annotation, molecular function: neurexin family protein binding; signaling receptor activity. The record is from RefSeq and is a predicted model, not a curated record. Gene Ontology annotation, cellular component: postsynaptic membrane; synapse; cell surface. Bases 1762 to 6411 code for a protein of 1549 amino acids. Gene Ontology annotation, biological process: presynaptic membrane assembly; synaptic vesicle endocytosis; chemical synaptic transmission. NCBI's taxonomy places the organism in Eukaryota, Metazoa, Arthropoda, Insecta, Diptera, Glossinidae.